CUCGAAGAUUCCAUUGGUAGUGACUGAUCAUGCAACCCGAUAUGGCUGCCCCUAUAUCGAUGAUCAUCUAGAGCUUUUAAUUCGACCGCUUGCGAUCCCAGCAUUUCAAGCCACAGCUAGCCUCUUCUCUUCUCGACUCUACUCUCGAGUUCAGUGUGCUCCCCACAGAUAUCCACCCCGAAAGCUGGUAUACAAAAGUCUAUUUCUCCAGGUCGCAAAACGAUGCCUCCGUUCACUACGAGCCUAGAAGAGGGCAUUUACCGAAUUUGUAGUGCACUAGACUCAAACCUUUGGCUGACAAUGGACCCACCCAACCCAACAACUGGAAAGUCAGCUGUUAAAGUUAGACCAGACAAUCCACUGUCCGCUAGAAACCAACAAUGGAAAAUUGUCCCCUAUCCUCAGUCGAAUAGUUAUUCCUUUUUCAAUCUUGGACAAAGUCUUUACCUCGCUGCAGAUGUGUGGUCCUGGGUUUGUCGGGGUCGACCUAAGCCACUUCCAUUUCGUCUGCGUCCUGGAGGAUGCGAUGGCUCCAAUGCAACUUAUUCCUCCAGCGGCAGUGCAGCAGGAUCGAGAUGGAAAUUCAAGAGAAUUCUGAGAUCUCUGAGGGUUCCUAUGGCACCACCUUUGGUGGAGGCCCCACCUGUCCCGGAAGGAAUUUAUCGAAUCGUGAAUGCCCAUUCGAGGACGUGCCUUACCAUGCUCGAUACGCCUCAAAGUGGGCAGAAAUACCCCUAUGCCGUAGGGUGGACGUACGAGUCCGACUUGACUGCCCAACGAUGGAAAGUAAUACCCCACGAUUUAACCCAAACUUACUUCCUCAAAAACGUUGGUACUGAACGCUGGUUGAGCAUUCAAGAAGACGGGGGGUUUGGAUCCUCUGUCACGGGUGUGGACGGGGAGGUAGGUGCUGUGCACUGGGAUUUAAGACAGGGGGAAUCGGAAGGGGAGUUUUAGUGUUAUUCAACACGGUGGGGGGCUUUUGGGCGUC
Cantharellus anzutake is the source of this 991-nucleotide messenger RNA. RefSeq lists its product as uncharacterized. Lineage: Eukaryota; Fungi; Basidiomycota; Agaricomycetes; Cantharellales; Hydnaceae. The coding region runs from base 223 to 957 and encodes 244 amino acids. The transcript has 11 exons. The record is from RefSeq and is a predicted model, not a curated record.